Ailuropoda melanoleuca (giant panda) is the source of this 1303-nucleotide messenger RNA. It is a transcript of the gene WDR53, whose product is annotated as WD repeat domain 53. The record is from RefSeq and is a predicted model, not a curated record. Bases 170 to 868 code for a protein of 232 amino acids. The transcript has 5 exons. NCBI's taxonomy places the organism in Eukaryota, Metazoa, Chordata, Mammalia, Carnivora, Ursidae. Gene Ontology annotation, molecular function: protein binding.
GAUUGGGCGCCCACGGGUGAGGUCAUCACGAGGCGCCGAGGAGGGAAGCGGGAAGCGCAGGUAUCAUAUCUGAAAAUAUGAAGUCAACUAUGACAGUUUCUUACUGGAGAAAUUCUCCCUUGGCUUGUGAAAUGAAACAUUAAAUUUGUUCAGAGUCUCCUGGGCCAUAAUGGCCGUCAAGUGGACUGGUGGACAUUCUUCUCCUAUUCUCUGCCUGAAUGCAAGUCAAGAAGGCCUAGUGGCUUCUGGAGCAGAGGGUGGUGAUCUCAUGGCUUGGGGUGAAGAUGGGACUCCUUUAGGACAUACACGCUUCCAAGGGGCCGAUGAUGUUACCAGUGUCUUAUUCUCUCCCUCCUGCCCCACCAAGCUGUAUGCCUCACAUGGAGAAACCAUUAGCUUACUGGAUGUCAGGUCCCUCAAAGGUUCCUUGGACCAUUUUCAUGUGAAUGAGGAAGAAAUCAAUUGUCUCUCAUUGAAUGAAACUGAAAACCUGCUGGCUUCUGCUGAUGACUCCGGGGCAAUCAAAAUCCUAGACUUGGAAAAUAAGAAAGUUAGCAGAUCACUGAAGAGACAUUCCAAUAUCUGUUCCUCUGUAGCUUUUCGACCUCAGAGGCCUCAGAGCUUGGUAUCGUGUGGACUGGAUAUGCAGGUGAUGCUGUGGAACCUUCAGAAAGCGCGGCCACUCUGGAUUACAAAUUUGCAGGAAGAUGAAACAGAAGAGAUGGAAAGCCCACAAUCACCUGGUCAGCUUUUAAACCCUGCUUUAGCCCACUCUGUGUCUGUGGCAUCAUGUGGCAAUAUUUUUAGCUGUGGUGCAGAAGAUGGUUUUUUUCAUCUCUCUGCUCUGCUGUCCUGGCUUGCUCACUGAGGCUGGUUCCCCUCAUGGUCAUAAAAGGGUGACUGUUGCAGUACCAGGCGUUACGUGAAGAUUCAACAAUAUGACGAAUGAAGACAGACCAUUUCUACUAUGUGUUUUUUGUCACCAGAAAAGCUUUCUUCCCUGUUACAAAAGGACAAAUAUACAAUUCCGCUUAUAUGAGGACCUAGAGGACUUAAAUUCAUAGGGACGAAAAAGUGAAAUGGUGGUUUCAGGGAGUAAGGAGAAGGCAGAAUGUGGAGUUGGCAUUUAAUGGGUAUAGAGUUUCAGCUGGGGAAGAUGAGAAUGUUCUGGAGAAGGCUGGUGGUGGUGGUUGGUUGGGCGACAGGGUAAAUGUGCUUAAUGCCAUAGAACCCUCCACUUAAAAAUGGUAAAAAGUGGUUAAAUUUUUUUGGUGUUUUUUUGUCUUAUUUAUUCAGGGGCGCC